CGAAACACUGUUGCUCGUGGAGGGAUGAGCCUCUUUGAAUACCACUGCUACUGCUUGCAACAUGUUUCCAAUGCCUCCUCCGGCAGCUGUCGACUGAGAGCUGUACACACCAUCCGAGACGCUUGACGCUGCCACGAACGAUCAACACCAAGCUUUCGACGAUCGACUCGGCCAUGUCGACUACAUUACAUCGAAUAGAGGCACCGGUAACUGCGAAGGCAUACGUUAUGUGUGCCUUCGCAGCAUUCGCAGGUGUCCUCUUCGGAUAUGAUUCUGGAUAUAUCUCGGCCGUGCUUGGCAUGGCACAAUUCAAGAAGGACUACGGCCAUCCAGGAUAUCCAGUCCAGCCAGACGCACCGGACGGCUACAACUAUGCGACCUGGGAAAAGUCGUUGAUCGUUUCCAUACUCUCUGCCGGUACUUUCGUGGGCGCACUGAUCUCGGGCUACCUCGCUGACCAAAUCGGGAGACGACCGACCAUUGUUGGGCCUGGCUGCGGAGUGUUCGUGGUAGGCGUCGUGAUCCAGGUCGCCGCAACUCAUGUAGCUGCACUCUGCGUGGGUCGAUUCAUCUCAGGCCUCGGUGUUGGCUGUGUCUCGGCCGUCAACAUCCUCUACAUGUCUGAAGUCGCUCCACGAAAGGUCCGAGGCGCGAUCGUCUCCGCCUACCAGUUUGCCAUCACAAUCGGCAUCAUGUUGGCAAGCUGCGUCGGCUACGCAAACCAGGACCGGAGAGACUCCGGCGCCUACCGCAUUCCCAUCUCUGUUCAGUUCAUGUGGGCAGUCAUCUUGAGCAUUGGCCUUUUCAUUCUACCGGAGAGCCCGCGAUAUUGGGUCAAAAAGAAGAAAUAUGCCAAGGCCGCACAAGCGCUGGCAAGAGUACGUGGACAACCAGUGGAAUGCCCAUUCAUCGAGGACGAACUCGCGGAGAUCGUUGCCCACUGCGAAUACGAAGCGCAAGUCGGGGAAGUUUCAUGGGCAGGACUAUUCACAGGCGGCAUCACGAAUUCGAACAGCAACAUCCGAAAAAUCUUCAUUGGAACCUCAUUACAGAUGAUGCAGCAAUGGACCGGAAUCAACUUCAUCUUCUACUACUCGGUCACGUUCUUCCAGCAGGUGCACCUGACAAAUCCCUUCCUGAUCUCCAUGGUCACAACGAUUGUCAACGUGCUCAGUACACCCGUCUCCUUCUAUGCCAUCGAGAAGUUUGGCCGAAGAAAUCUGCUCAUCUUCGGCGCAGUAGCGAUGUGCAUCUGCGAGUUCCUUGUCGCAAUUAUCGGCGUAUCUGGCAAUUCGGAGGCAUCGAGCUACUGUAUUAUUGUUUUUGUUUGCAUAUAUGUCUUCUUCUUUGCAUCGACAUGGGGUCCAGCCGCGUGGGUCGUCAUAGGCGAGAUCUUCCAGCUGCCCAUCAGAUCGAAAGGCGUUGCGCUAUCAACAGCCUCGAAUUGGUUCUGGAACUGUGUUAUUGGCAUUAUCGUUCCGUUUAUCGUUGAUGAAGACAAGGGAAAUUUGGGCGUUAAAGUGUUCUUCAUUUGGGGAUCUACCUGUGCUUCCUGUGCUCUUUUUGCCUGGAUGUUCGUGCCCGAGACUAAGGGCCUCACACUUGAGCAAGUCGAUAAGAUGAUGUCAGAGGUCCCUGCCUACGAUAGCAAGAAAUGGACACCACAAGAUACAUUCUCAGAGGAUUACGGAUUCAGACAUCGAAGAAGCAGUACACGCAGUAGUAUAAUUGACGGCGAACGAGCACCAAAAGUCGAAAGUUUCAUUGAAAUGCAUAGAGGGUGAAGAGAGGUAUACAUUGCUGUUCGAAGCGUCGGCGUUUGGGAUUGAGUGUGACCUGCAUGCAUAUUGGGAGGAAUGAGCGAUGAUACCCUGAGACUAUGGACUGUCAGGAUGACAAAUGAUGUUUACUGUGUAAUAUCUCAGACGAGAGCCUACCGAGAGGUGUAUUCUGUCGGCGGGCUGCAGCUUGCUGCCAGAAAGAAAGAAAGCAUUUCAGCUGG
Pseudocercospora fijiensis CIRAD86 is the source of this 2002-nucleotide messenger RNA. RefSeq lists its product as uncharacterized. The transcript is spliced from 4 exons. Gene Ontology annotation, cellular component: membrane. Bases 174 to 1784 code for a protein of 536 amino acids. Lineage: Eukaryota; Fungi; Ascomycota; Dothideomycetes; Mycosphaerellales; Mycosphaerellaceae. Gene Ontology annotation, molecular function: carbohydrate:proton symporter activity. Gene Ontology annotation, biological process: transmembrane transport; carbohydrate transport. The record is from RefSeq and is a predicted model, not a curated record.